AUUCCCUCCAAUCCCUCCCUCUAUUUCUCUCUCCCUUUUUCCUUUUUUCUCUCUCUCUCUUUAGCUUUUCUCUCUCUAAAUUUUAUUAGCUAUUCUUUCUCAUCCUCCUCUUGUUAGCCUCUCUCCUUCUCUCAACCUUUUCCCUCACUGUACCAGCUUUUCUCUGCCUCUUCUAUUCCGGGAAAAUUAAUAGAGAAAGUGAAAAAACUGGUUCUCUCAUAAUUUUGGUCAUUAGAUUGGAUCUGGGCUGCGCCUUUAUUGCGAUAUCUCUUCCAAAUACCAGGGCACUCUUGUUCUGUAUUCCAGCCAAAGCGUUGGAAAUACAAAUAAUUGAAAAGCAGAAACAAUAUGGCUGUUUCCAUGAGGGAUCUGGAUCCAGCAUUCCAAGGAGCUGGACAGAAGGCGGGACUUGAGAUAUGGCGGAUUGAAAACUUUCAUCCUGUUCCUGUCCCAAAAUCUUCUUAUGGGAAGUUUUUCGUGGGUGACUCCUAUGUUGUUUUGAAGACAACUUCACUAAAAAGUGGUGCCUUACGACAUGAGAUUCAUUAUUGGCUGGGUAAAGAUACCUCUCAGGAUGAAGCAGGUUGUGCUGCCAUCAAAACAAUUGAACUUGAUGCAGCACUUGGAGGUCGUGCAGUACAGUAUCGUGAAGUACAGGGCCAUGAAACAGAGAAGUUCCUAUCUUAUUUUAAACCAUGUAUUAUACCUCAAGAAGGUGGUGUUGCUUCUGGGUUCAAACAUGCCGAGGCUGAAGAACACCAGACUCGCUUGUUUGUCUGCAAAGGAAAGCGCGUUGUUCAUGUGAAAGAGGUUCCUUUUGCUCGAUCGUCACUCAACCAUGAUGAUAUUUUUGUUCUUGAUACUGAGUCAAAAAUUUUUCAAUUUAAUGGUUCCAACUCAUCUAUCCAAGAGAGAGCUAAAGCAUUAGAAGUAGUCCAGUAUAUUAAGGACACUUAUCACGAUGGAAAAUGCGAGGUAGCUGCCAUUGAGGAUGGGAAAUUGAUGGCUGAUGCUGAAACUGGGGAAUUCUGGGGUUUGUUUGGGGGUUUUGCUCCACUUCCUAGGAAAACAAGCACUGAUGAGGAUAAGAUUGCUGAUUCUCAUUCUACUAAGCUGUUUCGGGUUGAGAAGGGGCAGGCAAAACCUGUUGAUGCAGAUUCUUUGACAAGGGAAUUACUAGACACUAAUAAGUGCUAUAUUCUAGAUUGUGGAUUGGAAGUGUUUGUAUGGAUGGGGAGAAAUACCUCACUUGAUGAAAGAAAGGCUGCGAGUGGAGCUGCAGAGGAGUUAGUCCAUGGAGCGAAUAGACCAAAGUCCCACAUUAUUCGUGUAAUUGAGGGCUUUGAGACAGUGAUGUUCCGGUCAAAGUUUGAAUCAUGGCCACAGACAACUGAUGUAGCUGUGUCUGAGGAUGGUAGAGGCAAAGUUGCAGCACUUCUAAGGCGGCAAGGGGUAAAUGUCAAGGGCCUUUUGAAAGCUGCCCCUCCAAAGGAAGAACCUCAACUGUAUAUUGAUGUCACAGGACAUCUUCAGGUUUGGCAUGUGGAUGGCCAGGAAAAGAUUCUCCUUCAAGCUUCAGAUCAGUCAAAAUUUUACAGUGGAGAUUGCUAUAUUUUUCAGUAUUCAUAUCCAGGAGAUGACAAGGAGGAAUACCUUAUAGGAACAUGGUUUGGGAAGAAGAGCGUUGAGGAGGAAAGAGCUUCUGCUAUUUCACUAGCAAGCAAGAUGGUUGAAUCAUUAAAGUUUCUUCCCUGCCAGGCUUGCUUCUAUGAAGGAAAUGAACCAAUUCAGUUCUUUAUAAUCAUGCAGAGUUUUAUUGUUUUUAAGGGUGGUCUUAGCACUGGAUACAAGACCUGUAUUGUGGAGAAGGAACUCCCAGAUGAGACAUAUAGGGAGGAUGGCCUUGCAUUAUUUCGCGUUCAGGGUUCUGGACCAGAUAAUAUGCAAGCAAUACAAGUUGAACCAGUUGCAUCGUCUCUGAAUUCCGCUCACUGUUACAUAUUGCACAAUGACUCUACCAUCUUUACAUGGUCUGGGAACCUUACAACCAAUGAUGACCAGGAACUUGUGGAAAGGCUGUUGGAUCUGAUAAAGCCAAAUUUACAGACCAAGCCACAAAAGGAGGGUUCAGAAUCUGAGCAAUUUUGGGAGCUGUUAGGAGGAAAAACUGAAUAUCCCAGCCAAAAGGUUGCAAGGGAAGCUGAAAGGGAUCCACACCUUUUCUCUUGCACAUUCUUGAAGGGUAGGGAAAUUGCUGUUUUUGCUGGAAAUCUGAAGGUGGUUGAGAUAUACAACUUUACCCAGGAUGAUUUAAUGACUGAAGACAUAUUCAUCUUGGAUUGUCACUCUGAUAUCUUUGUCUGGGUAGGGCAACAGGUUGACUCCAAGAGCAAAACACAUGCUUUAACUAUUGGGGAGAAAUUUCUUGAAAGUGAUUUUCUGUUAGAGAAGUUAUCUCAUGAAACUCCUAUAUAUAUUGUUAUGGAAGGGAAUGAGCCACCUUUCUUCACACGUUUCUUUGAAUGGGACUCUGCAAAAUCUGCUAUGCAUGGAAACUCAUUCCAAAGAAAACUUGCAAUUGUCAAACAUGGGGUUGCUCCUAUAGUAGAUAAACCCAAACGAAGAACACCUGUAUCCUAUGGAGGAAGGUCUAGUGUGCCAGAAAAAUCUCAGCGUUCCAGAAGCAUGUCUUUCAGUCCUGACCGAGUUCGUGUUAGGGGCAGGUCACCAGCUUUCAAUGCACUAGCUGCUAAUUUUGAGAACCCUAAUGCUAGGAACCUUUCAACCCCACCACCAGUUGUUAGAAAGAUUUAUCCAAGAUCUGUGACCCCAGAUUCAGGAAAGCUUGCUUCAAAAUCUGCAGCUAUAGAAGCUCUUACUGCAUCUUUUGAGCAACCGCCACCAGCUCGACAAGUUAUCAUGCCUCGGUCUGUCAAAGUGAGCCCUGAGGGACCAAAAUCAACUCCUGGAAAGUUAACACCUGAGUCCAACAAUAAGGAGAACUCUAUGAGCACCAGAAUAGAAUCCCUCACUAUACAGGAGGACGUGAAGGAGGGUGAAGCUGAAGAUGAGGAAGGGCUUCCAAUAUUUCCAUAUGAACGCCUUACAACUAACUCAACAGAUCCUGUUACUGAAAUUGAUGUGACAAAGCGAGAGACUUACCUCUCAGCCACAGAGUUUAGGGAGAAAUUUGGGAUGGCAAAGGAUGCCUUCAAUAAGAUGCCAAAAUGGAAACAGAACAAACUUAAAAUGGCCCUUCACUUGUUCUGAGCCUCCUUCUUACCUCUGCUUAAACUUCAGCUCCCUGCAGCCUCAGCUGCAGGUGGAAGAAAGCAUAUAUGUGAAUCUUGAGGGGAGCUCAGUUUCUCAAAAAGUGAAAGGGAAGGGACAGCAUCAGUGCAUUUUUAGCUGCUUCUGCUCCCAGGAAGCUUGUGUUCUUGAUUGAUGGACAAAACCAGAGAUUUCUUUUACCCAUUUAUUUUUCUGUUUUCCAUAUGGUGGUUUGAAGUCUAGCUUUAUAAAAUUUUCCCCCACUUUUUGGGUUGAGUUAGUUGUUUGGUAUUAUUUAUGGUCACAGGUUUGUUGUGAGCUUGCAUUUUUGUUUUUCAUUUUUCAAUUGAAAAAUUCAUCUGUAGUGAAUAGGUGAUUGUGAAGCAGCCAGUUUAGGAUGUAAUGUACGACUGAGGAUGGAAGUGUGUACAGCAGAGUGUAAAAAAGCAGUCCACUCAUCAUUUCAUUUGUUUUUUUAAUAAAAGUGUGCUUUUUUAUGUCUA
Messenger RNA from Manihot esculenta (cassava), 3773 nucleotides. RefSeq names its product villin-4. Lineage: Eukaryota; Viridiplantae; Streptophyta; Magnoliopsida; Malpighiales; Euphorbiaceae. Gene Ontology annotation, molecular function: actin filament binding. The record is from RefSeq and is a predicted model, not a curated record. The transcript is spliced from 24 exons. Gene Ontology annotation, biological process: cytoskeleton organization; actin filament severing. Bases 349 to 3270 code for a protein of 973 amino acids.